AGCUGAAGGACUGCAGUAGACCGAACCUGUGCAGCCAUAGACUUUGAGAAAGGCAGAAGGCCAUUUGAAUCAUGGCAAGCCAGGCGUUUUCCCCAGAGGCUGCUUUCCCUCAUGGGAGGCGGAGGGAGAAAUGGGACCCCAGGCUUCUUUCAAGGGCAAGGACUUGAUGGCAAAAAAAAGAGAAUGUCUCCAGGCCUACAGCUGGUGGAGAACACCGCAGAAGAAACGGAAGAAAAAGAACAAAAUAAAGCCAGGAAGAAUAGAGUUUGUCCCUAGUAGUACUAAUUCAGUCAGACCAGAUUAUUCAAUAUUUGUUGGGGAGCUUACUCCAGAAGUGGAUGAUUUCCAGCUUUAUGACUAUUUCCUGAAAAGGUACCCUUCGUGCAUCGACUGCAAAAUAGCAACAGACCUGCUGGGAUAUUCCAGGGGUUAUGCCUUUGUCAGAUUUGGUGAGCAGGGUGAUCAGAUGAGGGCACUGCAGGACUGCCAGAAUGCACCAGGUCUGGGGGGAAAACGAAUCCGGCUGAGCAUAGGAAUUUCUAAAAGACUGAAAGCAGAAUUCCAGCGGUACCAGUCAUACAACUAUAAUGAUUAUUACCAAGAUUAUCAGAACUACUACUCCUCCUCCUCCUCGUCAUCCUCACAGUGGAAUUAUGAUCCGUAUGCUGAAUACAACAACUACAGCUCCUAUGCUCCCUAUGAUAGUAUGCAAGCUGUUGGAGACUGCUCUUUAGGAGAUGCUGUUAUGACUCCAGCUGUUUUUGAGGAAACUUCAGUUAUGACUGAAAUCAAUGAUGACCUAAUAACUGAAGAUCCACAGCUUUACUUUGAUGUUGAUGAAAUGAACAGACAAUUUAUGGAGACAAGUGAAGAACUGUAUGAUUCCCUUAUGAAUUGUCACUGGCAGCCUCUGGACACGGUCACUUCUGACAUCCCCCCUGCUAUUUAAGUGUCUUAUAGCAUGACCGUUAUGACCAAGGGAUGCUCUUGGACCAACAGCUUCUUUCUAGCGCUACCUCAAAGUAACUUGCAGAUAAAACUCACAGGGAAGAUUGAUCAAAUGGUGAUGAUCCCUAUUAUUCUGCUGGAUAUAUAUAUAUAUUUGCCUUUUGUUUUUGUUUCAUUUUUAAUAACCUUUAUUUAACUUCAGUGACUCAUGUCAGUAGACAUUGUUUGACUACACCAACAAGUAUUUGAGUCAUGAGUGUCAUUAAUCGCAUGUCACCAUAUGGAAAUUGUUCUACAUAAGUAAAUUGGAAGCAAAAUAAGUAAAUAAAGCAGCACUUGAAUUUACAGAGCAAA
Molecule: messenger RNA, 1302 nt
Organism: Pogoniulus pusillus (Red-fronted tinkerbird)
Lineage: Eukaryota; Metazoa; Chordata; Aves; Piciformes; Lybiidae
Product: tRNA selenocysteine 1-associated protein 1-like
Exons: 9
Coding region: 131-949 (272 amino acids)
Biological process (GO): selenocysteine incorporation
Cellular component (GO): nucleus
Molecular function (GO): tRNA binding
Source: RefSeq, a predicted model, not a curated record